Molecule: messenger RNA, 2135 nt
Organism: Danaus plexippus (monarch butterfly)
Lineage: Eukaryota; Metazoa; Arthropoda; Insecta; Lepidoptera; Nymphalidae
Product: glucose-1-phosphatase-like
Exons: 1
Coding region: 276-1511 (411 amino acids)
Biological process (GO): dephosphorylation
Cellular component (GO): outer membrane-bounded periplasmic space
Molecular function (GO): sugar-phosphatase activity
Source: RefSeq, a predicted model, not a curated record
UAUAUCUUUCCUGUCAAAUAACAAAAUAUAAAAAUUUUAAGGAAAGAAAAAGUAGAAUACUACGAUUAUAUUUGUGUUGUUAGUCUAGUAUGUAUAUGUAUUUUUUGACUAGUAAGUCUUAAUUUAUAGAUAUUUUACGUUGGAAUCAUGUUGACACUGCGCAAUUCGUGUUUCCAGACUUUAUUACAUUUAUAUUAAAAAUGUACUUGACGACCUCUAGAUAUGUUAAAUAUUGCGUUAUAUUAGGUAUUUCAUGAUUAUAGCCAUUCUUCAUCAUGUAUAUCAAACAAGAAUGUACGAGCAGUGUCAUUAUAUUUAUCUUACUUUGCUUUGCAAUGCAAUCUUUGGUUCUCUUUUAUAUAAUAAAAAGUGUGAUAUCAUCGAAUUUACGUUUGGAACAAGUAGUAAUAUUGAGUAGACAUGGUGUUAGAGUUCCUGUUUCUUUACGAUUAAAUAAAAUGUCACCGAACCAGUGGCCUCAAUGGAAUGAGAAUCCAGGCCAAUUGACAGCAAGAGGCAUUGAGGUUGAAGGUUUGCUUGCCUCUUAUUUUUCUGAGUGGCUUAUAAAAAAUAAUAUACUUCCUCCAAGCUGUCCAAAUGAUAAAGAUUUCUUUGCGUAUGCCGAUUCUUCCCAGAGAACUAUUGUUUCAGCGGAAGCAUUUGUUGAAAAAGCCUUUCCAAAUUGCAAUGUUAUUGUUCAUUAUAGUUCGGACACCCCUGAUCCAAUAUUUAACCCAGUAAUACAUAACGGCAGUGUUAAUUUUCAAAAAAUAGCAGAAAAACAGAUGCAAGUAGCCAUAAAUGAACUGAAAUUAAACAGUUCAUUCAUUGAACUUAAUUCAAUCCUUGAUUAUUCAGAAUCUGAAUAUUGUAAGCGGGAAAAUAAAUGUGAUUUAUCACAAGAACAUAACACACCAUUUGUAAGGGUUAAAUAUAAGCCAAAAGUAUCCGGAGGUUUGAAGAAAAGUAAUGAAGCAAUCGAUGGUUUCUUAAUGUCUUUAUAUAAUGGUUUCUCUGAAGACCAGGUCGCUUGGGGCAAGUUAAAAAAUCUCAGCCAAUGGAAAGUUGUAAUGCAAAUUGCAGAAGGCUACCACGAUGUUGUAUACAAGACGGAAUCCAUUGCAAAAGACUUAGCCGGCCCAUUGUUGAGUUAUAUGAGAGAUAUUUUUGUAAAGAAAAACACUAAAGUGACAUUAGUGAUGGGACACGAUAGUAAUAUUAAUGUGGUAUUGACUGCUAUGUCGUUUAAAAGACAUUAUCUCCGAAACAGUCUAGCAUCAACACCGAUUAGCGGUAAAGUUGUGUUUCAGAAGUGGUUUGAUGAAAGUUUGGGUAAAUAUUUAUUGAAAGUUGAAUACAUUUAUCAAAGCACUGAUCAGAUAAGAAAUGCUCUGCCGUUGUCAAUGGAAAAACCGCCCGAGGUUUUUUUGAUGGAAAUUAAAAAGUGUAGAAACGAUGAUAGGGGUUUCUGUUUGUGGGAUGAUUUUAUAUCGAUUUUAAAUGACCUUUAAAGUCCGAUGAUAAAAUUUACUUUUUUAAUUAUAACCUUAUAUUAUAUUUUAUAUCUAAAACGAUUCUGUAUCCUGAUGAUGGAUAGUAUGGAAAGCUUUAAUAUUGAAAUAUAUUAGCUGUGAUAAUACAAUAUAUUUAUAUGUUUGUUAUAUGCUCAAGAUAAUUACAAAGACUAAGAAAUUUAUAUUGUAAAUGUGAAGACAUAAAAAUUAUAUAUAUAUAUAUAUAGAUUAUAAAUUAUUUUAGAUUAUAAUUAGGGGCGGUAUGACUACAGGAUAUGUCAUGUAAUACCAUAAAUACUUAUUUACAUAUAUAUAUAUAUAUAUAUAUAUAUAUGCCCUUUAUUUGAUCUUACUUAUACCAGUGAUAUUAUUGAUUACUCAAAACAAUAAUUUUAUCUUGACUUGACAGUUAACUGAAAGUAGGUAUGAAGUCGAGUAUAUUUUUGUUAUGUCUACAAAAUAUUAAUAUUUUAUAAUUAUAAUAUUUAUUAACUAUAGUCAUAAUGUUAUUUUUUUAAUUAUAUAAAUUUUCGUAUACUCCUUGUAACACCAUAAUUUUAAUGUCUUGAAGACAGUGAAAGAUAUAUGUACUUUUUUAUGAAAUUAAAAAUUUUAUAUACA